CGCGCGUCUCGAGGGGUCAAGACGCGAUUGGCCCGUGCGUUCAGCCGGAGGGAGGCACGCGGCUGGGGUGCUUGGCCCGAGAGGCAGGCGGGGGCCGAGGGGAGGGGUGUGCGCUGUGGCGUCGGGUGUUUUGGUUUGGCUUUUUUUUUUUUUUUUUUUUCCGCGAAAGAAGUUUGCGUUGGCCACGCCUCAAGGCGGCCACCUCCUCUUGCCCCCUCCCCCGCCCCUCCGCGCACACCUCUUGGUGCAGAUUGCAAAGCGCCUUCCGCUGAGAGAGCUGCAGAUUUUGCAAGAGCCUAGCUCGCCCACCUUGCUGGAGCGCCUUGUGUCCCCCUGAACUCCGGGUUGCAAAGAGCCGGUUGCCUGAUUUGACUACCCCCUCACCCGGACUGCAUGGUCUCCUGGGACCCUCUUGAGUUGCACGUUUCUGCACUGAGGACUGCGAAUCCCCGUCACUCCUAGGAUUUGCAGUGUUCUGGAUACUGGAGGCUUGCAGGCUACGCUCGCCCGCUCCUGGGCAGGCACUCGCCCGAAUCACAGGAGUGUGCCGCUGACUGGCAGGCCAGCUCUUCGCCUCUCCAUGAGCCCGUGAGCUUACGGGCAGGUGCCCGGUGAUGGCGCGGCCCGUGAGCGACAGGACCCCGGCCCCACUGCUGCUGGGCGGCCCAGCCGGGGCCCCCCCUGGCGGGGGAGCGCUGCUUGGGCUGCGGAGCCUUCUGCAGGGGACCAGCAAGCCCAAAGAGCCAUCCAGCUGUCUCCUGAAGGAAAAGGAGCGCAAGGCGGCUCCGCCGGCAUCCACGGUCCCCGGGCCGGGCCUGGAGACGGCGGGCCCGGCGGAUGCCCCAGCUGGGGCGGUGGUGGGCGGCGGAUCCCCGCGGGGGCGCCCGGGGGCCGCGCCUGGCCCGGGUCUGUUGGCGCCGCUGCUGUGGGAGCGGACGCUGCCGUUCGGCGACGUGGAGUACGUGGACCUGGACGCCUUCUUGCUGGAGCACGGGCUCCCGCCCAGUCCGCCGCCCCCCGGCGGCCCAUCACCGGCGCCCUCGCCCGUGCGCACGCCCGCACCCUCCCCGGGGCCCGGCUCCUGCGGCUCAGCUUCCCCUCGUUCCUCGCCGGGGCACGCCCCCACCCGGGCUGCCCUCGGGGCCGCGGGCGGCCACCGCGCAGGCCUGACCUCUCGGGACACACCCAGCCCUGUGGACCCAGACACCGUGGAGGUGCUGAUGACAUUUGAACCCGACCCAGCAGAUUUAGCCCUGUCGAGCAUUCCUGGCCACGAGACCUUUGACCCUCGGAGACAUCGCUUCUCAGAGGAGGAACUUAAGCCCCAGCCCAUCAUGAAGAAGGCUCGGAAGAUCCAGGUGCCAGAGGAGCAGAAGGACGAGAAGUAUUGGAGUCGGCGGUACAAGAAUAACGAGGCAGCCAAGCGGUCCCGAGAUGCCCGGCGGCUCAAGGAGAACCAGAUAUCGGUCCGGGCGGCCUUCCUGGAGAAGGAGAACGCCCUGCUGCGGCAGGAAGUGGUGGCUGUGCGCCAGGAGCUGUCCCACUACCGCGCCGUGCUGUCGCGCUACCAGGCCCAGCACGGAGCCCUGUGAGGCCGUCCCCUACCCUUGCCUGGCGGAGCUCUUCCCCGCCUCGGUCAGACUUGCGCCCCGACGCCCUUUUCCCUCCCCGCCCUGUGGCCCACAGGCCGGCCAGCUGGGUGCCCCAGGGACGUGAUGAUGCAGAUAAAUACAUUUAUAUUUUUAAGAAAAAGCGAGCCUCCCCCCUCCCUCGCGGGGGCGGGGAGGGUCCUCUGUGUUGCCCCUGCCACUUCGGGGACCCCAUCUUCCCACCGCCUCCGUUAACACACCCUGAAUAAAUCUUGAGAACCCC
Panthera uncia (snow leopard) is the source of this 1872-nucleotide messenger RNA. It is a transcript of the gene DBP, whose product is annotated as D-box binding PAR bZIP transcription factor. Lineage: Eukaryota; Metazoa; Chordata; Mammalia; Carnivora; Felidae. Gene Ontology annotation, biological process: regulation of transcription by RNA polymerase II. Gene Ontology annotation, cellular component: nucleus. Gene Ontology annotation, molecular function: RNA polymerase II cis-regulatory region sequence-specific DNA binding; DNA-binding transcription factor activity, RNA polymerase II-specific. The record is from RefSeq and is a predicted model, not a curated record.